This is a messenger RNA of Drosophila eugracilis, 3894 nucleotides long. RefSeq lists its product as uncharacterized. Gene Ontology annotation, biological process: potassium ion transmembrane transport; stabilization of membrane potential. The transcript is spliced from 5 exons. Gene Ontology annotation, molecular function: potassium ion leak channel activity. The record is from RefSeq and is a predicted model, not a curated record. Lineage: Eukaryota; Metazoa; Arthropoda; Insecta; Diptera; Drosophilidae. Gene Ontology annotation, cellular component: membrane.
UGUGCGGCGACAACAAUUGAACAUGUUUCAUUAAAUGUGAAGUUUGGUGUGGGUGGAGAUGAGGGCGUAGGUGGAACGUGCUGCGAUGUCUUCACCUAAUUAGCAUUGAAGGCGGGUCGGCAAAAAUGCAAGCAAUAAGCAAAAAGCAGAAAGAGGCCUGAAACUGAGUAUCCUUAAUUGAAGUGCCACAGGAUUAGGAUCCGUCCAAUUCGAGAAAAACCAACCAAAACCCAAAAAAGGGAUGAUGGCACGUGCUAACCAGAAGCCGACAAGUUUUUGUGCUUCGGUGGGCGCAAUCUUUAAUUUAAAUGCCAGCCAUCUUCACGUUUAUCAGAUUAUUUGCGACAAACACUGUAGAUAUAUGUACGUGUACUCCGAACGUAUAGGGGGCUGUAAAUGUGUGGACUGUGAUUAGCAGGAUAAUGAGGAUGUUUCGCCCACUGACCCGGGAAUCUGAUCUUCCGGCUGGUCUGACACACUUACAGUUUUGUUUUUAUGGAAUUUUUGGCACUUUUUGGUACCAUAAAUUGUUUGAAAUUGUGAUUAUGUUAAGAAUGUAGGGUUUACUGUUUGAAUUUUUAUGAAAAAUAUUGAGUAAAUUAGCUAAGAAAGUAAUUUCUGGAACGUUUACUAAUAAUCAUAGAACUCCUGUAAUUUAGUAUUUAUGUUUAGCAAUAAACAAAUUCCCAUUAAGACGAGAAGAGUUUUUCCCUCUGAUUUGUUGUAAAAUAUUUAACAUUCGCUUAUCGGUAAUGAAGUGUUUAUGAGAGGUAUAUAUGAGUUCGGUUUGCCAGGAUAUUGCGUUUCCCUGUGCUAACCUGAAGCUGUUGACUCAAUUACACGGCGUUUGCCAUGCAAUUUGCGCCCUCCCCCCCCUACCCAAAACACUCACAUCGCAAUUUUCAUUUUCAUUUUGGCCAGGUUUUCAUGAAAAUAUUUUGCAUUUGCAGCAUCCGGCGCGACAGGCUGUCUCACUUCCACAUUCACAUUCACCCAAGUGAAGACUAAAUAAGGAGAAAGAAAAAGUACGAAAAAAAUAAAGGCUCGUAAAAGGGCGCGCUACAACAACAAUAACAACAUUUUAUGACGGUUACAUAAUAACAUUGGAAACAACGCCCAUAACACCCAGACAACCGAAGGCGUGCAGAAGGGGAUGCAAAUUACGUGGCACAUGAAGCGUCAAAGCGUUUGAUUUGAUUGUCAGCGGCAGAAAAGAAGUGUUCGUUUACCGUUGGAGUUUACACCUCCAACGACUGACUCUCUCUCUCGCUCUGUGUGUGUUUGCGUGUGUGUUUGUGCUUGCAACACAUUGCGUCUGGGGCUGAUUGAUUGAUUGACAGAUUGGCCAGAGGUCGGAGGUCAGCAGCAGCAGCAGCAGCAGCAGCAUCAUCAUAAUGAACAAGAAGUCGCCACUGCCGCUGGCGGCUUUUCUCGGCAGUGACGGCAGCGGCGGCAGCGGAAACUGUGCCGCCAGCGGCAGCAGUAAUGUUGCAGCAACGGCAGCUUCGGCAGCAAAUGGUUCCGGCGGACGUAGCGGUCGACAGACGUCGGCUGGUGGAUCGUCCUCCGGUAGUGGAGCCUCCAAGUCAGAAAAGCAAGCGGGACGAGAAGCGGGCGGCGGAGGUGGCAGUCUAUGCGGUUGCCAAAAGGCUCCCAAAUCGCACUGCAUAUCAGCAACAGGCGUGCUUCUGUUGGUAUUGCUCUACACAGCCAUGGGAUCCAUAGUCUUUGUGACCCUCGAGGGUGAACUGGAAGAUGGUGGAACCCUGGAAACCGCUGUGGCUGCCUCGAAGCCCUAUCCCCGCACUGAACUAGCUAAUGCCGAAAUACGAUCAAGAACGGUUGAUCGCUUGUGGUCGAUAACGGAGGACCUGAAUAUAUUGUACAAGGAGAACUGGACACGCCUUGCCGCCCAGGAGGUGCAGCUUUUCCAGGACACUUUGCUGCGGGCGGUGCGUCAGUCGAAGGUUUAUCCCCCCGGCGGCAUCCAGCUGAAUGCACCCACACACAAAUGGACCUAUGCCUCUGCCUUUCUCUACUCCCUGACAUUAAUUACGACGAUAGGCUAUGGAGGCAUUUCUCCCCGGACGCAGUGGGGUCGUGUGGCGGCUCUUGUGUACGCACUGUUCGGGAUUCCCAUCGUCUUGCUCUACCUGUCCGCCAUGGGCGAGGCUCUGUCGGCGGGAAUGCGCUGUCUGUUCCGGCGCCAGAGGGUUAAGGGUGGUCCGGGUGGAGGACCAAAUGGUGGCGCUUCCGGUGGCGUGGGUUCAGGAGCCGGAGUCAGCGGUAGUGGAAGGAAGACGGACAAGACCAAAGGCCAGGGGCACUAUGCCCAUCAGAAACUGCAUCAAUACGGAUUGCCGCCAUCUGUAUACCAACAGCAGCAGGCGCAACAGCAGGCACAACAGCAGCAGGCGCAGCAACAGCAGGCACAGCAGCAACAGACGCAGCAGGGCAAGAAAUCCUCGGGCAAUCGCCGCGGUUCACCUAGUGUUCCCAUCUCUAUCUGCGUGUGCGUUUUACUCUGCUAUGUGAGUAGCGGUGCCAUUCUCUUUCAUAAGCUUCAGAACUGGAGUGUCCUGGAGUCCCUAUACUUUUGCUUCACGUCGUUGGGAACCAUUGGAUUUGGUGAAAUGGCUCCUAACGGUGCUGUUGCUCUUUAUACGGCCUCUGCUUAUAUCCUGGUUGGAAUGGCCGUGGUGGCCAUGUGCUUCAGUCUGAUCCAGACGGAAAUUGUCCUGUGGCUGCGCAGGUUCAGUGUGCAAGAUCAUGUUAUGCCCAAGGCCGAGGAGUUAGCUCUCGUCACCGUGGCAGUCACACCGAAACCCUCCUGACAGCGACCCAGUGCGGAUCCCAAUCUGGGAGUGGGUGUGGGCUUGGCUGGCGGCCUAGGGCAGCCGCAAAAUAAUCUGGGCCAGCAUCAGACCAUGUUCUUUGGUCCAGCUCACACUCUGACGCAGUACAGUUCGCUGCCGCGAAGAAGUCACCUGCAGGCGGCAAACAAUUCUGGCGGAGGAUCCGCAUUUCAGCGAAACACGCCCAUCCGGCGAUCGACGGGCAUACCGGAACACCAUCUGGAAUACUUUGUGCCACGCAGCAUCAGUGAGUUUAAUCUGUCGGGCGUGGGUGAUCUGGCCCUGCCACCACCCCGCCGAUAUUCACCCAAUAUGGUUGGUGGUGGUGGUGGUAUGACUAUGGGUGGCAUGGGCAUGAAUGUAGGCAUGGGCAUGAAUAUGGGCAUGGGCAUGGGUUUGCCACAUGGCCUGCAGUUGGGUCCACCCCAAACGCUGCUCUGCUCAGCCACGCCCACCGUGCAACAACAACAACAACAACAACAGCCGCCACCACCGCCAGCUCAGUUGCAAAUUGUGACCCUAAAACCGCGCAGCGAGAAGAUGGUGACCUUUGAAGAUGAGUCGAAGCAAGCAGUUGGAGGUGGCGGCGCUUCUGGUUCUGGAACGCCACCGCAUUGUCCACACGGUGUGCCCACAACUCCACGAAAAUCGCCUGCAGUUGGUGAUAUAUUCAUGUGACCAGGACCCCAGGACGAGGCUGCCCAACUGGAUGCGGCAAUGCGACUGCGCGACAGCAUCGACGAUGCACUGUGUCCGAAAGCUGGACCGGCACCAGGCGAAGUGAUACGUGUCUAAAGGCCCAGAAGUAAAUUCCUACACUAAAACCACACACACACACUGUAAGUAAAUGCACCACACACAAACACACACACACGUACAUACAUAAAUGAAAACGUAACUCUUCCCAAAAAAAAAGAAGAAAAAGAAGAAAACGAAAAACCAAAUGAAAAGUAUAGCCUACUCUUGAGGGCCACAAUGCUCGACUUGAAGUUCAUCGUGUUUUUCAGCAUACAAGUAUAAAUAAAACAUUGAGCAAAUA